AUGAGUGAGAAAAAAUAAAAAAGAAAACAGAAUGAUAAAGAAGAUGGAGAAUGGAAAUGCUUAGAGUGUUGCAAAUCCUAUCUAUCCUAUCCAGCCUUUUAUACUCAUUGCAAAACUAAGCAUGAUUCUAAAUGGCCAAAGCAAUAUAGUACUCCAAGACCUUUGGAAGAAAUAAAGCGUGAUAAAACAAAACCUAGAGUAAAAUACAAUUGAAAUAAUAGACUAACAUGGAUGAGUAAAAAUAACAUGAGAAAGAAGAUUAAAUCUUUGAAUUUUUGGGUAAAUUAGGGUAAAGUAAUGAAGAGGAAGAUUCAUCAAAUAAUUGCAUUCGACACUAUUUAAAAUAACCCAUUGAUCCAAUUAAAUCAUUAAAUGAUGAUUUAUUUUAAGGAACAAAUUAUUUAAACAUUUAUUAGCAAAUAUUAAAGGAAUUGGAAGAAUUAAAUAAAAAAGUAUUAGAUUAGGAAGCAAUAUGGGAUUUUAAAGAUCCUCUUACAUUAACAAAUGAAUUAGAAGAAUUCACAUUUUCUAAUCUCAAAGGAAUGUUUCACUAACUAGAUGGCCAUUUGAAUGUAAUUAAUGUAAUUGCCAUUUUUAUGGGAUGGCUAAGUAGACAUCUAAAAAAGAAUGCUUAUUAAGAUAUAUCAAUAAUUAGUAUUAUUACUGCAUAUUUCUUCUAAAAUUAUUAAUCAUUAAAAUCUUAAGAAGUUAACACAGAAGGAAAAUUAGAUUUAAUGUCAUUAGAUUAAAAUGAAGCAUAACAUGAUGAUUAACGUAAAAAAUAAUAAGAAUAUUGUAAAAUUGAUAAGUAGAAUGAUACUGAUUUAAAAAAGGAGGUUUUAUCAUAAAUGAACAGUUAUUUGGUAUUAGAAUUAAUAUUAUAUUCAUAGAAAAAAGAGUACAAUAAAUUUUAGAAUUAAGUAUCAUAUAUUAGAACACCUGACAUUGCCUAAGCUUUCUUUUGUUUAUUAAUAGAUUGGAUAGAAGCAUAUUCUGAUCUAGAAGAUUAUAUUGAAAAAGGAAAAGAAGUUCAUUAGGAAAAAUAAUAAUUGUAAAAACAAGAUGAAAAAGGAGAAUGA
Molecule: messenger RNA, 1079 nt
Organism: Paramecium primaurelia
Lineage: Eukaryota; Ciliophora; Oligohymenophorea; Peniculida; Parameciidae
Source: the annotation of a GenBank genome assembly